Bufo bufo (common toad) is the source of this 1912-nucleotide messenger RNA. It is a transcript of the gene CLN3, whose product is annotated as CLN3 lysosomal/endosomal transmembrane protein, battenin. The transcript is spliced from 12 exons. NCBI's taxonomy places the organism in Eukaryota, Metazoa, Chordata, Amphibia, Anura, Bufonidae. Gene Ontology annotation, biological process: lysosome organization; regulation of intracellular pH. The record is from RefSeq and is a predicted model, not a curated record. Gene Ontology annotation, cellular component: lysosome; membrane. The coding region runs from base 125 to 1174 and encodes 349 amino acids.
GUGACCGGCCCUGGCGGUGGACGUGGAGUGAGGGCCACGCUCCUCCAGCCCCAGACUCCAUCACUCUUACACAUUUUCUUUCCAGGUCAACGUGACAAACGCCAGCCGGUACGACUGCAAUGAGAUGUCCACCGCUACGGUCCUCCUGGCGGAUAUACUGCCCACCCUGAUUAUAAAGUUUACAGCUCCGUUUUACAUCCACCAGAUACCGUACAAUUACAGGGUGUCCUUGUGCAUCAUCACGGCCGCUGCCAGCUUCCUCAUCGUGUCGUUCUCCACACAUGUUGCGGUCAGUCUGCUGGGGGUCGUAUUCGCCAGUGUCUCGUCCGGUCUGGGAGAAGUCACAUUCCUCAGCCUCACCGCCUUCUUUUACAGUGAUGUGGUGUCAUACUGGUCCUCUGGCACUGGUGGUGCAGGGAUCCUGGGUGCUCUUUCUUACCUUGGUCUUACAGAGGCCGGAGUUUCUCCCCGGAACUCCCUGCUGGUGAUGCUGAUUAUCCCAGUUAUGCUUUUGAUAAGUUAUUUUGCCCUCCUGCUCCCUCCAUCCUCUCUCCCACGAUGGAAGUUUCCCGCAGGUCAUAGUUCAGUGAAAGAGCCUGACCGGCGCCCCCUGUUGCAUGAACCAUCAUCUCGAGAGUCAGGGAAAAAGCCUCAUCGGACAAUGGCCAGUAAGUGGAGGAUAAUUAAGUCCCUCCUGAGGUAUAUGCUCCCCUUGUCGCUCGUCUACUUUGCUGAAUACUUCAUAAACCAGGGCCUGUACGAGCUGAUUUACUUUCCAAACAUCAAGAUCAGCCACUCGAUGCAAUACCGAUGGUACCAGAUGCUGUAUCAGGCCGGAGUGUUUGUCUCUCGAUCCUCAGUUCGAUGCUUUAAGAUCAGACACAUCUGGAUCCUCGCUUGUCUUCAGUGUGGAGUCGCCACCUUCCUUCUCGUGGGGGUGGCAUAUGUAUUCCUCCCGAGUCUGACGCUGCCCGGCAUCUUCCUGAUUAUCAUCUUCGAGGGUCUUCUCGGGGGCGCCGCGUACGUCAACACUUUCAACAACAUUGCAGUUGAGAGUAAAGCAGAAGACCAGGAAUUCGCCAUGUCUGUGGCCUGCGUGUCGGACACCCUGGGGAUAUCGCUGUCCGGAGUCAUCUCCAUUCCCGUCCACAACUACUUCUGUGGCCUCUCAUGAAGUCCUGCGCCUGUGCUGGCCGGACGGAGAUGUGUGACCUUUCUCUGCACCACCAGGAGGUGCUCUGUAAUGUGGAGGACCCUUUGUCUUGCUGGAGACUACUACUGAGGUCUGACACAUCGGAGCGGAAUUCAACAUUGUGAUGGAAGGGUCAGGAGAAGACUCGUGGCGUUGAUGGUGCACAGUACAACUUCUCAGGUGUUGGAUUUCCUGGAUCUGCUCUCGUUCUGGACGUACGAAAUCUGCACAGUUCAACUUCUCUUGUAAUUUAGGUGACAUUCUCCUUAUCUGUGAUUUAUGCAGAUUUCCAUUUUCCACCCUGAUCUACUGUAUAUCACCUAUGGAGCAGUACAGCGGGGGACCAAAAUAAAUAAUAGCCGAGCACACCCCCUGCAGGUCACACUCUGUAUUGAAGCAUAGCAUAAGAUGUAACUGCCCACUAUUAGGGUGUAAUAACUGAGGCGUGAGGUGCCUCGUACCUCGGUGAUAUCUCUCUCGUCUUGGUGAAUGGGGGGUACAAUCCAUGUCCUCCCGAGGUCUCUGUCUUCUCAUUCACUCCGGCCUCGUAGCUCCAGUUCCUGAUUCAUUUGGACAUGGAAUGUACGGAGGAAUCUCCGGGUUUACCAGAAUCCUAAGGAUCGCCUCUGAUUUAUUUUAUUUUUUAACUGUAAUUUAUUAACGGGGGUCACUUACUUUGUUGGGCUGAACAUGUGACCUAAAAAUAUUAAAAGAAAGUAA